This is a messenger RNA of Pediculus humanus corporis (human body louse), 3696 nucleotides long. RefSeq lists its product as uncharacterized. The record is from RefSeq and is a predicted model, not a curated record. Lineage: Eukaryota; Metazoa; Arthropoda; Insecta; Psocodea; Pediculidae. The transcript has 2 exons. Bases 1 to 3696 code for a protein of 1231 amino acids.
AUGAUAAUAACAGUUUUUCUCAUAUGUGGAAUUUUCAUUAAAAACAGUCAUGAAGCUGCAGUUUUAUCAUCUUGUCCAAAAUUUUUCAACGACACAGUCGAUGUCGAUUUCGAGGAUGGUGAAAUAGAAAACGAAUCCAUCAAUCACGGUUCUCUCGAAAAUAAUUACAUAAGGGUACCUCCUGGAGAAAAAAUUUAUUUUUACCCUACGGAUACUAAAAAUAUAUUUGUGGGCCCUAAAUUAAAAUCACUCGACAUCAUCACCGUUAUCGUUUCAAAUGAUGAUAAAAACAAUUUAAUAGAUGUUAAAUCUUCUACGCCAUCUUAUGCAGAAGAAAAACUAUUGAAUUACACGGUUUUAAAAAGUGGAAUUUUGGUACCGUUGAAAAAAAAUGAUGAUUUAAAUAAUAUUUUAAAUGGUAAAACGUGCAACGAAAAUGUUUAUCGGAGUUUAAAACACAUUUAUUACGUAAAAAGUUUUAAAAAUAUUUUGAUACCUGCUGAUAUUUUACAUGCCAAAACCAAGGAAUUCAAUGAUGAUUCUCAAAAGGAAAUUUAUUACGACGAACCAAAAACUGACGACGUCACAAACAACGCCGAUAUUUUAUGCGAGAAAAAAACGAAAGAAAAUGAAAAUAUCGAAAAAAACAAUUUGAAUUUUUUCGAUUUGGAUUCGGAUGGAGAAAAAUGUGAUUCGACAUUUAACCCGAGAAAAAAAUCAUCCGAUGAUUUUGAUACCAUUCUUCAAAAAUAUGAAAAAGAAUUUUCUACUUUAACAAACAAAAACGACGACGAGGACGAUGACGUCGACAACAACAACGACAACGACAACGACAACGACAUUAUUGAUUCCCCGGACAAAACUUGCAACGGAGAAAUAACACUUUUUCUUUUAAAUAACAAUGGAGUUUUAAAAAGAAUUAAAUCCGAUCCUUAUUUGCCAUCGGGAUUACAUCACACGUUUUAUUUAACUAAUAAAUUUACUUUUCAACCGGAUUUUUCGAAAAAAACCGAAUCUUCUGUCACUUAUUUGACCGGUGAAAAUGGGGAUCUCAUACCUUAUUCUUCGAACCGUCAAAAAAUCACGGCUGAAGUCGGUCAAUCCGUGUCUUUCAUGCUGUCUAAAAAUGGCGGAUUGUUUCCCGUUUUAGAAGAGAAAAAUGAUAAAUACAUAAAUUAUUAUUUCAACGGACGUUUGAUUCAUAAAAGUUGUCAAUUUUCCGAAAUACACUCAAAUUCUACCGCCAUAUUGAUAAACGAUAAAAAAUUUAAAUUGUUCAUGGGUGAAAAUGAUGAGGAUGUCAAAGACAACGAAUCGAAUUCAUUAACGAAAAAAACGCGGGAACAACCGACGAAAACGAAAAAAAAAAAAAAACAUCAUUUGAGAAAAAGAGAAGCUUACUAUAAUAGCGGUUACGAGAAGGCUGUGAGUAAUUAUUCUCCCUCACAGAUGGAAUCUCAAUCCAUGAGGCCAAUAGUCCCUCAAAGUCGCAUACCAGAAUAUCAAGUUGUUCCGACGAGAAAUUCAGCCCUGUAUCCGGUGAGGCAAACCGCUGGAGCAGUUCAAGAAAACUACAUGCACGGCGGCGGCGGCGGCGGCGGCAGUCAAAUCCACGAUGCAAAAUAUUCGGAAUCUGUGGAAAAUUAUCAGAGACCUACCAAAGUGACGCCUGCUUAUUACGAUAAUCCAGUAAAAUCGAAUCCACCUUUGCCCGUUUAUUCUGAUCCUAAUGAAACCGUCGAAAGACACGUCGAAGAAGUAGCCGCCCCGACUGAUUCGACGUCUCCUGCGAUCAGAGAAGAACCUGUUUUAAGAGCAAGAACGGACAUAUUUAUAUUUGACGAAAAAGGUACCAGAAUACGAUUGAUACCCGAAAUAACCGAUAAAAAUGACGUAAUAAUCUACAAGCUGACUUGCAAGGGCAACCUCGUAAGGUAUCCCCCGUGCAAAGAACCGGAAUUUGGUUUUGAAAUUAACUUUCAACUUUUGUUGGACGAAUUCGUGUUGGUGCCCACUGUGACGACCGGCAAAUCCUUUCACAUGACUUACAUUUUGCAAGAAAAUGGAGAUUUGAUUCCUUCCGAAGAAAAUUUAAAUACUUUUAGAAAAGCUCCAGGUUCUCUUAUUUACUACAUGCUGGGUAAAAAUAACAUUUUAUUUCCCGUACAGCAAGUUGUCGAUCCAGAGGGAAACGUGAGUUUCUUUUAUCAGGAUUUCUUUUUGUUAAAAAUGAAGGAUUCCGUUGAGAAACCUCUUCAUUUCAGCACAAAAGGUUCUCCUAUUUUUGCAUUUUUUAACGGUUUGACAAUAAUCUCGAUGAGUUCGAAACCUAGAUUGAGUCCACGAAGCGGAUCCAAUUGGAAACAUCUUAAACCUAAUGAACCUACGGAAUCCCUUCAAAAAUCAAUGUAUUUGACCGGUCCGAAAGGAGAAUUGAUUAAAAUAGUACCUUACAAGAACAGGCACGGUGCGACAGUCAUUUACGAAUUGGAUUGCAACGGUAUAUUGUACAGGAGUCCGAAAGACAAAAAGAAAUGCAUCAUUUUAAAAUCUUACGUUUUGCUCAAAGAGGGAAUACUGUUACCGUCAAACGAAACGAACGGUUACGUGUACAUGAUGUCCAAAAAUGGCGACUUGUUUCCGUAUCUUUAUCCGGAUGGAAAAAUCGAAGCACCUCUUGCAAGCUCUCUAAAAUACGUACUUUGCGAAAAAGGCAUCUUACUACCCAUUAAAUUAGAAAUAAUCGAUAAUUCGAUAUGUUACACUUUCCGAGAUGUGAUAGUGUACAAAGAAAGGGUUUAUUGCAGGAGUUGUUUGGAUAGAUUAGACGAACAAUUAUUGGAUAAUAAAAAAAAAAGUAAAAAAGGAUCCUGCGAUCUACUUUUGAGUGAUAAACAAAAUAUUUCAACAGAUAGAGACAUAAAAUUAUUUGUAAACAAAAAUGGAGAUUUCGUGUUUUACGAAAAACAAAAUAAAUUAUUAAAAAGGUAUCCACCUGAAUUGGUGCCAUCUUAUUUAAAAUACACAAUGGGAUCAUUUGAUGUUAAAUCUGAUGGUUCUCUACAUCAAAUUCAAUAUCAAGAUCCGAAUAGCAACGUGGUUAAUCUCAUGCUAGAACCGAAUGGUGACCUUUUAGAGGAUACAAGAAACGUAAAUACUCUAAGGUCGGACUACUACGUAUUAGAUGCAAAAGGAAAUCUCAUAUCCGUAACUGCAAGAAAAACAAAGAAAAAUUGGUAUUUUUUCAAAGGAUUAACAAAAGUUUGUAAAGUUCCGGCACCGCCAGAAGAAAGACAGGAAACCGAUGCGCCAAACGUCGAACAAAUAACGACUCCACUCGGUAAAGAUCCCCUUAAUCUAAUGGAAGAUCCUUCGCCAUUAAAAGAAAAUCCAAACGGUGAUACUCGAUCCCUAUACAUACCGAUACCCUUGAAAUCCGUGUCCGUAUCAAAUCAACCCGAGGCAUGUUUGGACUGUGGGGAUCCGGAACAUAAAAAAAAAUGUGACAUGUUAAAAGACACAUUAAAGCAAGUAUCGAAAGGAAAUUCUUUACCUCUCGCUUUAGAACUCGAAUUAACAGACGAAAUAAUAGAAGAACUUAAAAAUUGGGCAGCUAAAUGUGAUAAAGUAUUAAGCAGAAGAGAAAUUCAAGAUGAAUUAAGAAACAACGUUAAUCAAUAUUAUCAUCGUUUUUAA